This is a messenger RNA of Carassius gibelio (silver crucian carp), 589 nucleotides long. RefSeq names its product V-type proton ATPase subunit F. The record is from RefSeq and is a predicted model, not a curated record. Gene Ontology annotation, cellular component: membrane; proton-transporting V-type ATPase, V1 domain. Lineage: Eukaryota; Metazoa; Chordata; Actinopteri; Cypriniformes; Cyprinidae. Bases 99 to 458 code for a protein of 119 amino acids. The transcript is spliced from 2 exons. Gene Ontology annotation, biological process: proton transmembrane transport. Gene Ontology annotation, molecular function: proton-transporting ATPase activity, rotational mechanism.
GUAGUCAGCUGAUUUAAGCAUAUGAUCCCGUAGGACGGAAAAAGAAACAUUUCACCCGUUCCGUUUGUUAUUUCAACGAAUAUAAGCAAAAAGACAAAAUGUCUGGACGGGGGAAACUGAUCGCCGUUAUAGGGGAUGAAGACACGUGUACCGGAUUCCUCCUCGGAGGGGUCGGAGAGCUGAACAAAAACCGAAAACCCAAUUUCUUGGUGGUGGAAAAGGAAACUAGCAUCGCAGAGAUAGAGGAGACCUUCAAGAGUUUCCUGGCUCGCAGUGACAUUGGCAUCAUCCUCAUCAACCAGUUCAUCGCAGAGAUGAUUCGUCACGCUAUAGAUGCCCACAUGGAGUCGAUCCCGGCCGUCCUGGAGAUUCCUUCAAAAGAGCAUCCGUAUGACGCCUCCAAAGACUCCAUCCUGCGGCGGGCCAAGGGCAUGUUUUCAGCAGAAGACUUCCGAUAAGCCGAUACCCCCGUGGGGGCAUGGUCUGACUUGGGCAGACGUGAGAAGAAACAAGUUUUACUUCUUGAUCUCAUCCAUACUGCUGAAGCUGGAACCCUUAUUACAAAGAUUAAAUAAUGAUGUGUUGUUAA